GCGAGGGUUGGGAGGUAUCACAAAGGGCGUCAGAAGGAGAGAAGAAGAGGACAAGGAAAACUCCAUCCCGACCGUCCACGUGCACUGAUACCGGAAUUGCUGUUCUCUUUCUCCCACGUCCAACUGUCCAAGUCCAAAUAUACCGCCAAUGUCCAAACCCAGGCCCAAGGGUUCCGUCACUCCUUCAUCACUCUACAUAGCAUUUCGCACAGGCAGUUGCUCAGACCAACCGCACCCGUCCCCAUGGAUUCCUCUUCGUCACCGGCGUCGUCGCUGCAUCUGGCCAUGGCCGCCUUGAUCGGUGCCUCCGUCAUGGCCAUCUCCGCCUUCUACAUUCACAAGCGCAGCGUCGACCAGGUCCUCCGCCGCCUCAUUGACAUCCGACGCAAGCUUCCUCCCGAUAACGCUGGCCGUCGCUCCGAGUUGCGUGGCCGAGAGGAGGACGAAGAAGAAGAAGAAGAAGAAGAAGAAGAAAAAGAGGAAAGAAUGGAGCGAGACUUUGACGGUUUUGGUUCCGACGAAGAGAUUGAGAUUGAUGGGAAAAUGUUGAGGCAGGCUCUAUCUAGGUCGGCGGAGCAUACCUCGUUUAGUUAUUACAGAGCUUCGUCUUCCUUACCAAAUUUAUCCGUGUCGAAUCAUUGGUUGGGCGGAGACGCUAAGUUUCGUCAGCCAGGGAGGAUCACUCCACAAGUUUCUUCUUCUUCCUUUGAUAAAUUAGAUUUGAUUCCCUCGGGUCUCACACAGCUUCAAACAACUCAAAGAAACAGAGAGGAUCAUAUGGUUAACCCUUCUGCUUCUACAAUGAGCGUAGCAUCUGUUGGUAGGCUGAUGACUCCAAGAUCUCCUGGUGGCAAUGCAUUUGGAAAUGGAGGGGACUCUGAUGAUGAAGUGACGGAGCCUGCAAAUGGAGAGGACAUUGUUUUCAGCUAUGACAACAUAAAUUCGUCAGCUGAUUUUAUAAAUGGAAAUGGUGUAAAUUUAAAUGUUGAUAACUCAAGUAUUGAUCCAUUUAAAGCUGACAUUAGCAAUUAUUUCCAAGAUCAAGAAGGAAGAAUGACUGUAGGUAAGGAAAAAGCUGGUGUGGAACUGCAUGGCAAUGGGAAGGUAGAUGCAGAUAGAGCUCCAGUGCACAGUAAGGAAAAUGAUCCUGUUUCUGCACACGCUAUUUUGCCCCCGAGAACUGCGGUGCAUGAGUCAGGAAACAUAGAAGAGGAAGAAGUAAGGAAGAUGAUUCGUGAAUGUUUAGAUUUGCGGGAGAGUUAUGUUUACAAGGAGAAGGUUGCCCCAUGGGAGAAGGAACCUGUGGCAGAAACUACUGUUUUAGGGACUAACAAUGACCCAUUUCACUUCAGCCCUGUUGAAGCAACCGCUCAUUGCUUUAGGAUGGAAGAUGGUGUUGUGCAUGUUUAUGCAAGUGAAAAUGACACUGUAGAUCUUUUCCCUGUUUCAAGUUCGACAACAUUUUUCACUGAUAUGCAUCACCUUUUAAGGAUAAUAUCUAUAGGGAAUGUUCGUUCUGCCUGCCAUCAUCGAUUACGAUUUCUUGAGGAGAAAUUCCGUCUUCAUCUGCUAGUAAAUGCUGAUCGGGAGUUUCUAGCUCAGAAGAGUGCACCUCAUCGUGAUUUCUACAAUAUUAGGAAAGUCGAUACACAUGUGCAUCACUCUGCUUGCAUGAACCAGAAACAUCUUUUGCGCUUCAUUAAGUCAAAAUUAAGAAAAGAACAUGACGAGGUUGUCAUAUUUCGAGAUGGAAAAUAUCUUACACUUAAGGAGGUUUUUGAGAGUUUGGACUUGACGGGGCAUGAUCUCAGUGUUGAUUUGUUGGAUGUGCAUGCCGAUAAGAGCACGUUUCAUCGAUUUGACAAAUUCAAUCUUAAGUAUAAUCCUUGCGGACAAAGCAGACUCAGAGAAAUUUUCUUAAAGCAAGAUAAUCUGAUCCAAGGACGUUUUCUGGCAGAAGUAACAAAGGAAGUAUUAUUGGAUCUUGAAGCUAGCAAAUACCAGAUGGCGGAGUACAGAUUGUCCAUAUAUGGAAGAAAACAAAGUGAAUGGGACCAGCUUGCAAGCUGGGUUGUUAACAAUGCAAUCUAUAGUGAGAAUGCUGUUUGGUUUAUUCAGCUGCCGCGACUUUACAAUGUGUACAAAAAAAUGGGGAUCGUUACAUCCUUUCAGAAUAUUUUGGAUAAUGUGUUUAUUCCACUUUUUGAAGUCUCAAUUGAUCCAAGCUCUCAUCCUCAUCUACAUUUGUUCCUAAACCAGGUUGUGGGUUUUGACAUUGUUGACGAUGAAAGUAAACCAGAAAGGCGUCCAACCAAACACAUGCCCAAGCCAGCUGAAUGGACCAAUGAAUUCAAUCCUGCAUACUCUUAUUAUGCUUAUUAUUGUUAUGCAAACUUGUAUGUUCUCAAUAAGGUCCGGGAAUCAAAAAGAUUGCCAACAAUCAAAUUCCGGCCUCAUUGUGGGGAGGCAGGAGAUAUUGACCAUUUGGCUGCUGCAUUUCUUCUAUGCCAUAAUAUUUCACAUGGCAUCAAUUUGCGGAAGUCACCUGUCCUGCAGUACUUGUAUUACCUUGCUCAGAUUGGAUUGGCUAUGUCACCGCUGAGCAAUAACUCCCUUUUUCUGGACUAUCAUCGCAACCCAUUCAUCAUGUUUUUCCAGCGUGGCCUCAAUGUUUCACUCUCAACUGAUGAUCCCCUGCAAAUUCAUUUGACAAAAGAACCACUUGUGGAAGAAUAUAGUGUUGCAGCCAAGGUAUGGAAGCUUAGUGCUUGCGAUCUUUGUGAGAUAGCAAGAAAUUCUGUGUAUCAGUCUGGAUUUUCACAUGUAGCAAAGUUGCAUUGGCUUGGUGGUAAAUAUUUUGUUAGAGGUCCUGGAGGAAAUGAUAUCCAUAAGACAAAUGUACCUAAUAUCAGAAUUGCGUUUCGGCAUGAGACAUGGAAGGAGGAAAUGCAGUAUGUCUAUUCUGGAAAAGCCAGAUUUCCAGAAGAAAUUGACCUUUGAAGAGACGCAAAGAUUGGUAAUUUGUGCUGCAGAUAGAACAUUGUUGCUGAUUUUUGAAUUGCAUUGCUGCUACCCCUAACAGGCUACCAGAGACGUGAAGCACCGGGAGAAGGAUGGCUAAUAAACGUUGUAAUGGGGACAAUGCAAUUUUGAGGCAGCAAAUUUUGUAAUUUUUCUGGAUAAUUUUGGGUUUGAAAUGCAGUCUAUCUUGCUUAGUAGAAUACAAUUGAGAAGUUUCACUCAAUUAUAAACUAAUCACGAGCAUUCCUGAUGCAGGCUUUAGGCAAGAGCUCUCGGUAAAUAAGAAAAAUAUAUUUAUCUGAA
This is a messenger RNA of Malania oleifera, 3324 nucleotides long. RefSeq names its product AMP deaminase-like. Gene Ontology annotation, cellular component: cytosol. Gene Ontology annotation, molecular function: AMP deaminase activity. The coding region runs from base 244 to 3000 and encodes 918 amino acids. Lineage: Eukaryota; Viridiplantae; Streptophyta; Magnoliopsida; Santalales; Ximeniaceae. Gene Ontology annotation, biological process: IMP salvage; AMP metabolic process. The record is from RefSeq and is a predicted model, not a curated record. The transcript has 19 exons.